Loa loa (African eye worm) is the source of this 309-nucleotide messenger RNA. RefSeq lists its product as hypothetical. The transcript is spliced from 2 exons. NCBI's taxonomy places the organism in Eukaryota, Metazoa, Nematoda, Chromadorea, Rhabditida, Onchocercidae. The coding region runs from base 1 to 309 and encodes 102 amino acids. The record is from RefSeq and is a predicted model, not a curated record.
AUGACGUUCAUCACACUUUGCCGACAAGAUCAUCAUCUAGAUUCAAUUUUGAAAUCUCGAAUUGAUUCUAACGACAUCAUAUUGCGCACACUGAAAUACUUCCAGUUACUUGGCAGAAACAAUUUGACAAUUUUGACAUCACGACAAUUCUUUCGAAAUCCUGCUAGUUUCAUUUUGCGAAUAGGAAAAUGCAGCCGAUUUAGUGACAUUUAUGCCCCAAAGCUUUCUCGAGUGGAUCAACGCAUCAGUCCAAAAGUCAGUAUUAAAUAUAUUAGUAGGAAUAAAAUGAAAUCAGAUGCUGACAAAUGA